AUGAAAAUUGUGAUUUAUCUGUGUUUAUUUAUGUUCCUUAGUGAUGCAGAUGAUAAAAUUGUCAAUUCUGAUGACCUUGAGGGUCCUAAUGUCUGCAAAAGGGUUGUUACUGAAAACAUUACAGUAAUUGUGACAGAGAUGGUUCCUUAUCAAGAAACUAAGAUUGAAUGGUGUGCAUCAGUUCCACCAAGAUGUAGAAAAACAGUUAUUAAAUUAAAAGCUGUUAACAAAACAGAAGUUCUAGAAAAGACACGAACAAUCCAAGAGUGCUGCAACGAAUAUGAGAUAAAGCAAGGAACAAAUCUCUGCAUUCUCAAAAGAGCAAACCAAGACGAAGUUCCAUUGAAUAAACUUUGCAAUGCUGGCUGGACAGGUGAAUUUUGCCACGAGCCAUGCUCUGAUGGACUUUGGGGAGUAAACUGCAAAAAUAUUUGUAAAUGUCAAAAUAAAUCGAAGUGUAGAAAGUAUGACGGUCGAUGUCUGUGCGAAUUUGGUUUUACUGGCGAUUUUUGUGAACAGAAAUGUCCAAAUCCAUUUUAUGGAAAUGACUGCACUGAAACUUGCAACUGUCCAAAUGUUUCUAAUUUUCAGUGCCAUCAUGUUUAUGGAUGCAGAUGUACCGAUGGAUUUAGAGGUCUAAGUUGUGAGGAACUGGAUGAGCAGAAGUGA
Molecule: messenger RNA, 669 nt
Organism: Chironomus riparius
Lineage: Eukaryota; Metazoa; Arthropoda; Insecta; Diptera; Chironomidae
Source: the annotation of a GenBank genome assembly